AUGGCCUCCCCGGUUGUCUUCAUGAGGACUCUUUCGUAUCUCUGCAGCCCUUCGUGUUGCUGUCAUUCGUCUUUCGUUUUUCAUACUCUGUGCUGCAUGUCGUGUGGGUUCACCUCUUGCCCUCCCGCCAAACCGUCACUGCUGCGCUCUGCGGAACGCCCUCAGUGCUUUUGUCGCUCUGUGCUGACUAUCGUUCUUCCCCGGACGUUUGAUUGUCUGGCGACAAGCGCACGCAGCCGCGAGAAGAAUCAAGGCAUCUGCUCGCGUCGUGGCGUGGGAAAGGUGGCGGGGAGGAGAGGGGCCCGCGAGCGAGCCGCGGCCGCGUGGGGACUUGAUAGAAAUCCAAAGAUGCCUACUCACGAAAAGCUGAGAAAGGCGUAG
This is a messenger RNA of Leishmania mexicana MHOM/GT/2001/U1103, 381 nucleotides long. RefSeq lists its product as hypothetical. Bases 1 to 381 code for a protein of 126 amino acids. Lineage: Eukaryota; Euglenozoa; Kinetoplastea; Trypanosomatida; Trypanosomatidae. The record is from RefSeq and is a predicted model, not a curated record. The transcript has a single exon.